Fulvia fulva is the source of this 1422-nucleotide messenger RNA. RefSeq lists its product as uncharacterized. The coding region runs from base 1 to 1422 and encodes 473 amino acids. The transcript is spliced from 2 exons. NCBI's taxonomy places the organism in Eukaryota, Fungi, Ascomycota, Dothideomycetes, Mycosphaerellales, Mycosphaerellaceae. The record is from RefSeq and is a predicted model, not a curated record.
AUGAACUUCUUCUCAGCUUCGCCGUCUUUGGACGGAGACGACGGAGAUUCCACCUACACGCCAGAGUCCGCCAGCACACCCAACGACACCCCUCGCGGGAAGUCGAAGCGUAAGAGUAACAAGGGACGCAUCCUCCAGCGCUGGGAUCCUUCCAAGGACCAGUACGUCUUGCUCUGUGUCGAGCAGUACGUUGCCUCGAAGAGCAUCCCAUUCUUCGAUUGGAACGAGAUCGCAAAGCUCAUUGCACCGACCGUCACCGGAGAAGCCAUCAAGCAGCAUCUCGCCAAGCUGCGCAAGGCUCGUGAGGAGGCCGGCCAGCCGAUUCCACCUUCCAUUGGCAAAGAUCACGGCUCUGGUCUUCGCAAAAACAAUCUCAUCGCCUCAACACAGACCCCACGUCUUUCUCAAGCUUCCGCCGAGGAGUUCGAUCCAUUCGCCAACGACCAGAUCCAAGGCACUAAGCGUGACAGUCUUGAUAUCCAGAAGAACGAGGCCACAGACCCAAAGCUCGCAAGCCUGAUUUUCCAGAAGAAAAAGCCCGUCAAGACCCGCACUCCAGUCUCCAAGAAGCGCAAGACCGCCACCGACGACUCUACUCCCACGUACAACCCGCGUAACAAGAAGAACAAGACCAUAGGGAGCAACUUCGCGAACGGCCACGAGACUGAUCACGUUCUUGCUCUAUACAACGACAAGAUGGGCUAUGCCAUCAAGCGGGACGCUCUCCUAUCUCCAGAAGCUCGCGAUGCCAUCGACAGGCGUCGUCGCAUGCUGAAGAUACGCGACGCUGUUGCGAUGGGAGAAGAUGUCAACGUGAACAUCAACAACGCUUCCGCCAAUCUCGCCGCCCAGCUCUACUACGGCAAGGCUGGUGAUGGCGCCAAUGAGAACUUCAACGGUAUCUCCGCCGCCAACACAGUUGGCCAGACCAACAAGCCACGGCUCCAGACCAUGCCGCAGUACAACGAUGCUGACACCGGUGAUGACGCCAACCUCUGCGCUAACGACUUCAAUACCAACAAGUUCGGCCAGAUCAACGACCUGAAGCUCCAGAACAAGCCGCAGGCCCACUUCGCCGAAGCUGCUACCGGCGAUCUCAGCAACGUCAUCCCGUUCAACGGCCCUCCAAGCCCUGCUGGCAUGAUCCACGACUGCGCCGACGACUUCUCCUUCUGCAGUAUCCAUGCCAAUGCACAUGGCUUCCAGUUCAACCCUGGCAACCCGGCCUCUUACGGCCAGCCAGCGCCAGCAAUGAAGUCACCGAAGGCUCCAAGCGCCUACGUCGAUGACAUCAGCAACUUGCCUGAGGACCGCAAUGGCAGUGCCGAUCUCGAGGGGAUCGACAGCGACCUCUUCACCCAGGAGUUCGGCAUGCCUGGAGAGCAGGUGGGCUCCUUCGGUGGCUUCGACUUCGAUUAUUGA